Molecule: messenger RNA, 1001 nt
Organism: Neoarius graeffei (lesser salmon catfish)
Lineage: Eukaryota; Metazoa; Chordata; Actinopteri; Siluriformes; Ariidae
Product: leucine-rich repeat flightless-interacting protein 2-like
Exons: 5
Coding region: 22-705 (227 amino acids)
Biological process (GO): regulation of transcription by RNA polymerase II
Molecular function (GO): RNA polymerase II cis-regulatory region sequence-specific DNA binding; DNA-binding transcription factor activity, RNA polymerase II-specific
Source: RefSeq, a predicted model, not a curated record
GUGGAAUCAUGUUACCUAGAGAUGAUGGAAACUGUAACACACUGCGAGGAGUCACUAAGGAACUUGCAGGUCACUCUGUCUGAAGCUGAAAGGAAAUAUAAGCAGGUGAUUGAGUCCAAUGCCCAGCUAAAGAAAGAGAACUCCAACCUGACAUCUGACUCAGAUUUACUACAAGACUGGGUGCAUGAGCAAGAGAAAGAGCUCUCGAAGAUCAAGCACAGGAAUAAUAAGAUAAGAAAGGAGUGUAAGCGUGAACAGAAGGCUCACAGUAUCCUGAAGUUACAGUACAAUCAGAUGAAGGAAACUUUUACCCAAAAUGAAGAGUCACUAAAGCUGUCUCUGGCUGAUGCUGAGGAGAAAUAUGACCUGGUGAUUGCGUCCUUUGCUCAUCUGGAGUCUUACCUGAUGUCCCAGGUGAGCACACUGCAAGCCUCAGUGCAGCAGGUGGAGGAAGAGCUCUAUGAGACUCGCAGGAAGUGUGAUGAGAUAAUGAUGAAGAGGGAGCAUGAAAAGGAGGUUCACAGUGUUCUGAAGUUGCAGUGCCAAGAGAUGAGGGAAAAUUUAGAACAGUGCCAUGAGUUACUAAAAGUAAGCUUUUCCUCUCACUAUGUCAUGAGUGAUAUAGUACACCAUGUGUCAGUUAUGAGUCAGAAAAGUAAAUGCAGUACCUCAUUAGCACAUGAACAUUUAGAAGCAAAUAUUUAAACUUCUACAUGAUCAUCUAACUUAGAAAUUAAAUCUGUAUUUUCACAGAGUCAUUGCAUAGGUCUUGGAUCUGAGGAGCCUGUGGUUCUGUGAACCCCAAAUACCUGCCAGGGUGGUGUUUAACACCUGAAUUACUUUUUACUAUCACCCAACAUAAUUGUCACAAUGGUUUCUGUAACCUACUAACACAAUGCCUACUAGCAUUCUGUUUUAUCCCUUCAUGAUGUUCCAUUUCACCCCUUCGUGAGGUCUGUACAACCAGCAGGCCAUCAGCUGAACUUCAUUGUUGGACUCUG